Messenger RNA from Paramecium tetraurelia, 1475 nucleotides. RefSeq lists its product as uncharacterized. The transcript has 4 exons. NCBI's taxonomy places the organism in Eukaryota, Ciliophora, Oligohymenophorea, Peniculida, Parameciidae. The record is from RefSeq and is a predicted model, not a curated record.
AUGAGUGUUCGUAGAGUUUAAUCAGCAGUAGCUUCAAGUAAAUAGACCUCAGCAGUGAUUCCACUUUCAGAGUUGAAGAGAAUGCAAGACCAUAUUACAGUAUAUCAUCAAGAUACUCCGGAGAAAUUUGAAUUGCAUAAAUUAUCGUAGGAUCGUGUAAAGAAUUGGAAUAACACUUUGAAAUAGAACAAGGUAUAGAAGGACAGAACCAAGUUUGAACGUUUUAAGUAGGACGAGGAAGAAAGGAGAAAAAUAGAUGAAGAUGAACGUCGAUAUUAGGCACUUGUCAAAUAACAAAUCUUAGAAAAAGCUAACAAAUAAAUCUAUGAGAAUAAUGAACGUAUUAGACAGUUUCAAUCUAAAAUGCUUGUUGUAGAUGCACUUUAAGAAAGAGAAGGAUAAAAAUAAAUUAAAGGGAUGUAGAAACUCUUAGAGAAGGAAAGAGAAAAGGUGCAAUAUGAACAAAUGUUGGAAAUACAGGCUGAAAAAGAUUUAUUAGAAAAGAAGAAAUAAUAGGAAUUAGUGGAGAAAAAGAAAUAACAGCACGAUAUGCUUAAGAAAUAGCAUGAUAUUAUGAGAGAUAAAUUUAUUAAGUAGGUUCAAGAAGAAAAGAUAGAAGGAGAAUUAAUGAAGGCAAAAGUCCAGGCUGAUUUAGAAGAGGAAUAAAGAAUUGCGAAGUAAAGGAAGGAUAAAGUCUUGGAAAAUCAAUAAUUAUUAAUUUAGGGUAAUGAGGUGUUGAAGAAGCAAAGGGAAUUGGAGAAGUAGAAAUAAUUAGAAGAGGAAAAAAAGAUUGAGGAACAUGCUAAGAAGAAGGAAAGAGUUUUGGAAAUCAGGAAAAUUAGAGAUGAAUAGAGAAAGGCAGAAAAGUAAGCAUAAAGAUAAAAAUUGAUUGAUGCUUAAACAGAAAAAUUGAGGAAAUAAAAGGAAGAAUAAGAAAAAUUAUUAAAUAAAAAUAUUAUUGAAGCUGAGAUUAAAGCAGAAGAGGUUGAAAAAAUGAAAAAAGAGUAGAGACGUAAAUUAUAAAGUGCAAUAAGUUAUAGUCACAAAGUGAAAAUGGAAAUUAAAUAAUAAUAGGAAGAAGAAGAGAAGAAAUUGAAUUAAGAAUUUUAAUAAUAUUGGAUUAAUAGAAAUAAAGAAUUGCAUGAACAGGAACUUCGAGAGAAAAUGGAAAUUAGAAAAAAGAAUUAAGAAUUAAAAGAUUUUCAUCAUUAAUAAGAAAAUGAACGAACUCAAAAAAGAACAUAGGAAAUCAUGAAAAAUUUUGAUGAAAGAGAUAAAUGUUUAUAAAGAUUAGAUAAUCAAGAUAAAGAAUUUGACGAAUGGGCUGCUUAGAUUGUUAAGAGAUAUUAAGCAGAAGGCAAAAACACUGAUAUUUUGAUGAAGGAACUCAAAUAAUUCAAACAUAAAUGAUGAAUUUGACUAAAUUUAUGAAAUUUUUAAUAUAAAUAUUAUCCUAAUUAAGUGUAAUAACAUUA